GACCUCCAGCAUUCCCUGCGGACUGAGGGGGUAUCAAGUCCAGGGUGACAGCGCCCCCUGUGGGCUGGGCCGGGUUGAACAUCAGCGCUCCUGCUCGCACCGAGGAUACGGGUGCCGGGCCCGGCGCUGAGUCGCCCGGCGCAGCCUGGGCCCGGCGGCGAGUAGCGGGGCCUGCUGAAAGCCCGCAGCUACAGGGAUGAGUAAACAGGAGGAGGCGGAUCGGACGAUAUUUGUGGGGAAUCUGGACAGCAGCACCCGGGAGGAAAUCCUGUACGAGCUCUUCCUGCAGGCUGGUCCUUUAACCAAGGUACACAUUGCAAAGGACAAGGAUGGCAGACAGAAGACCUAUGGGUUUGUCUGCUUCAAGCACACUGAGUCUGUGCCGUACGCCAUCACCUUGUUAAAUGGAAUCCGGUUAUAUGGCAGGCCGCUGAACCUACAGUAUCGAUCUGGAAGUUCCCACACAGCAGACCCCAGUGUGCCGUACCCAGGAGCAGACAGCACACUUUGUCGGACACCGCAAGACAACUGCAGGAGCCCUCAAUUCCCAGAUGGACCAAGUUCUUCGCUAUUUCUCACACCACCAUACUUGGUGAACAACAGCUUGAGCAACUCUGACCCCUACUAUUGGCAAGCUAUGAUGAAUUCCUACGCCCUGCAGCAGUAUCAUCUCCAUUCCCAGAUAUUUCAACAACAGCAAGGAUACUACCAGCCAUUUUCCCAGCAGGUCAGAGCACCGAUGCCCCAGAUCCCUUACUACAGCCAGUCACAGAGCUUCACGGCCAGGCCCUGCCCUCCUGUACAGGACAGCUGGCCGUCACAGGACCCCGACCACGGGAGUGGUCGCGACAGCGCAGGAGGCAGGAGUGUGGGUUCUGACACCGACAGUGAUAGCAGAGGCCAAGCGUUCCAGAGCUUUGGCAGGGAUGUGUACAGGAAGCACAAAUCCAAAAAGAAGAAAUACUGACAGUGGGAGAAGGGCCAGUCAUGGAGGAGGCACUUAAGCAAUCUAGCUGCUUCAACGGGCACUGACUUAAGCUAAACGUUCUGAUGUUGUUGGACUAGGUUGCAUUGGUUGUAUAGUACUGUGCAAAAGUCUUAGGCACAUAUGUAUAGCUAGGGUUCCUAAAACUUUUGAACAGUUCUGUACGAGGGCAGUGUUAAUUUGGCAAACGAGAGUGAGCAUCACUCACACGAACAGCCACAGUGUUGCUAUUGGCUUGAAGGGAAUCAUCUGGUAGGCCAGGCCACUCAUAUGGUGAAAUCACGUCUCCCCAGUCUUGGACCACAACUGGAAGUAUGUAUCGGAGCUGCAGUCUGCUGCUGUUAUUACGACUACCUUCAUGGGAGAGAUUUGAAUGAAGGAAUUUAAGAGCAAGAUACACAAAAUGCUAGAGAAACUCAGCAGGUCAAGUAGUAUCUACGGAAAUGAAUAAGCUUUUCAAGGCCAACACCCUUCAUCAGGACUCAUGAAGUCUCAGCCUAAAACAUUAACUGUUUAUUAAUUCCCAUAGAUGCUGCCUGACCUCCUGAGUUCCUCCAGCACUGUGGAUUUCUGCAUCUGCAGAAGCUCUUGUGUUUACGAGCGAUGCCGGAGCAGUGUGUUUUAGAUCUCACUUGCCCUUGCACUUGGCCAAGCAGAGGGGUAAAAAUGCACCUCUUCUGUGCGAUUGGUACUGUACGUUUGAAAGCACUGUGUACUGUGUCCUUGUCUGUCCCUGAUUCUCAGUACUUCCAUACUGCAAACACUGAACUGCCGGGUGUACUCAUUAAAUCUGAAUUAGCUGCAUGUUUGUCACCUUCAGAAAUUAAAUAUUAUUGAUCUCA
Messenger RNA from Hypanus sabinus (Atlantic stingray), 1827 nucleotides. RefSeq names its product splicing regulator RBM11-like. Gene Ontology annotation, molecular function: single-stranded RNA binding. Gene Ontology annotation, biological process: regulation of alternative mRNA splicing, via spliceosome. The coding region runs from base 197 to 967 and encodes 256 amino acids. Lineage: Eukaryota; Metazoa; Chordata; Chondrichthyes; Myliobatiformes; Dasyatidae. The transcript has 5 exons. The record is from RefSeq and is a predicted model, not a curated record. Gene Ontology annotation, cellular component: nucleus.